This is a messenger RNA of Panicum virgatum (switchgrass), 625 nucleotides long. RefSeq lists its product as uncharacterized. The coding region runs from base 1 to 501 and encodes 166 amino acids. The transcript has 2 exons. NCBI's taxonomy places the organism in Eukaryota, Viridiplantae, Streptophyta, Magnoliopsida, Poales, Poaceae. The record is from RefSeq and is a predicted model, not a curated record.
AUGUCCUCCUCCGCCGCCAGCCGAGGCGGCCGCGAAGCCUCUGCCACCAGCCGCGGCGGCCGCGAAGCCUCCGCCGCCAACCCACCGCGACAGCCUCCACUCCUCGUCCCCCAUCCCGUUGCGGCAGCUACGACCCUGCCUCCGUCAUCCAGGCGCGGCAGCCACGGCUCCUCCUCCGACGCCGCGGCAGCCACGUCUCGCAGCAGCCAGGUCUCCUCCGCCGCAGCGGCGGCCACGGCUCUUCCUCCGCCAUCCGGGUGCGCCAGCCACGUCUCCUCCACCGCCGCCGUGGACCACGUCGGCCAAGACUUCUCCUCCGCCAAGCCCGGAUCCUCCUCCGCUAUGCUCGGUUCCUCCUCCGCCGCCGCGGACCAUGCCGGCAACAACUUCUCCUCUGCCAUGCCCAUGAAGGGUGGAUCCAAGAAUCCACAAGGACCGCCGCUUCAUCCGUAUGAAGAGGAGCGCCUAAGACAAUGUAUGCAGAACAGUGCAAGGUUGUAGCAACUUGGAAUUCCGGGUUAUACUGCUUGUUUUGCAAGAGCAUCUGCAACUUAUAAAGACAAGAGCAAGAAACAUCAGAGAAGCAGAGAAGACUCUGAAUCCGACUAUGAGCCUUCACAAGAAG